GGCCGGCUUCCGGCAGGGGCCGACGGGAGGGUGCGGAGCCUCGUGCGAGCGAGCGAGCGGGGUGCCGUGGAUGCCCGUGCCGCGCCCCGCGGACCCGCCGCCCCGUCCGGCCGGCACCCAGCGCCCGCAGGAUGUUCAAGAAAUUUGAUGAAAAGGAGAAUGUGUCCAACUGCAUCCAGUUGAAAACAUCAGUCAUUAAAGGCAUUAAGAGCCAAUUGAUAGAUCAGUUUCCUGUUAUUGAACCAUGGCUAAACCAAAUUAUGCCAAAGAAAGACCCUGUCAAAAUAGUAAGAUGCCAUGAACAUAUAGAAAUCCUCACAGUAAAUGGAGAAUUGCUGUUCUUCAGGCAAAGAGAAGGGACUUUUUACCCGACGCUAAGGUUACUUCACAAAUAUCCUUUUAUUUUACCACAUCAACAAGUAGAUAAAGGAGCCAUUAAAUUUGUACUCAGUGGAGCUAAUAUAAUGUGUCCUGGCUUAACGUCUCCUGGAGCAAAACUUUACCCUGCUGCUGCUGAUACGGUUGUUGCAAUAAUGGCAGAAGGAAAACAACAUGCACUGUGUGUUGGAGUCAUGAAGAUGUCAGCUGAGGACAUUGAGAAAGUCAACAAAGGGAUUGGCAUUGAAAAUAUUCAUUAUUUAAAUGAUGGCCUUUGGCAUAUGAAGACGUACAAGUGAAACAAAAGAAACUGUGCAACUCCAAAGGAAUGCACUUAGAUUAAAUGUGGACUGCUUCGUAACUCCUUCUGUUUUUAAUGUGACUGAAUGUACAAAUUAUUUUGUUCUGUGGCUAUGCUAAAUAAAUCAAGUGAAUGCUAACGUA
Alligator mississippiensis (American alligator) is the source of this 822-nucleotide messenger RNA. RefSeq names its product MCTS1 re-initiation and release factor (gene MCTS1). The record is from RefSeq and is a predicted model, not a curated record. NCBI's taxonomy places the organism in Eukaryota, Metazoa, Chordata, Crocodylia, Alligatoridae. The coding region runs from base 132 to 677 and encodes 181 amino acids. The transcript is spliced from 6 exons. Gene Ontology annotation, molecular function: RNA binding. Gene Ontology annotation, biological process: formation of translation preinitiation complex.